Magnusiomyces paraingens is the source of this 4587-nucleotide messenger RNA. RefSeq lists its product as uncharacterized. Lineage: Eukaryota; Fungi; Ascomycota; Dipodascomycetes; Dipodascales; Dipodascaceae. The transcript has a single exon. The coding region runs from base 1 to 4587 and encodes 1528 amino acids. The record is from RefSeq and is a predicted model, not a curated record.
AUGACUUACUGGCAAACCAGAGUAGGCCACCGUGGUAAUCUCAAGCUUUCUCGCGCGUCUCACGACGAUUACUUUCUUGACUUUGCAUCCACAGACCCCCCACUCCCCACAUCGUCUCCGCCGGUGCCAAUUGAAAUCCCAAGACAACCUUCUCGGCCAAGCAUUUCCGAAACUUCACUUGACCCGACUCUACACUUUUUUCAAAAUGCAAGCUAUCCGCCGCGUCAGCAUACUACUUACCAGCCACAUUACACUGCACGACCUCCGGCUCUCCCACCACCGCGUGCAACACCGGCGCAGCAAGACGUGUUUGAACACCAACUUGCACGCGUAGCAUUUGAAGAGGAAGAGCGCGAAGAGGCCCGUGUUGACGAGUUUUUAGAAGAGCGACCAGGAACCCUUGCGACGCGAGACAAUGCACGUGCAGAGGUGGCCGAAAUGAUGGUAGUACAGCGACCGCGCGACAUGUUCAUUGUUCUUGGUGGCGGACCUGAAGCUCAGCGCCAGAUUCAAGAGAUUCAUGGACAGAGAGCCGACCUUGAGACAGCACCUGGGGCAGUUGCACCUGGGGUUGUUACACCGCCGCACUCGCCGCACAUUAUCCAAGAAAGGUUUGCCGAGGAAGGCGGUACCGGACAAGUCGCCGAUGACGGAGGAGGAGGAAAUGGAGAAGGGGGAGGGGGAAGAGUAAGGCGAGAAGAAGCCCCUGAAGAGGGGAGUGAUCAAAGUGGCAGGAAUGGAUUUCAGGAGCAACAGCAGCAGCAGCAGCAGGGGCAACAGCAGGGGCGACAACAGGAUCUGCAAAAUCAAUCUGGAAUGAUUCAAGAGUCCACUCGUGCAGAGGCUCGUGAAGAAACCCGUGAUAGUGAUGGAGUGCAUCCCCCUUAUUCACGGCUGGAGUAUACUGCAGCGCAGCUGUUGUUAAAGCUUGAUGACGAAAUGCACCCCAACACGGGACAAUCUUCAAAAGGAUCCUCAUCUAAUAAGAAUACAGUGCAGCAAGUGAACUCAUCUGAAUUACCUGUUUUGGAAAAAGGCUCUGAAGAACUACGAUCAAGAAUGCACUUUGGAAUGGAUCAGAAAAAAGCAACAGAUUUUCAUUAUAAUGAUGAUCGUAUUACGACAGCUACAUCUUCAGGAGGUUCAAGCAAGAGAAAUACAGAUAAAAAAUUAAGUAAUGAAAGCGCUAGAAGCAGCACUAAAGCAAAAGGGGGUAAAAAAAUUCAAGGCAAUAAUCGCAAAAAUUCCAGGUCCCAGAAACAAGAGCCUAAAGCUUCACGGAACAAACGACGAUCAAAGGUUCCCAAGAUUUCGCCACCGCCAGGUCCUAAUCUUUCACCCCCACCUUCUGUUGCACGCAAUGCUGAAGAAGCCACGGAAGCUAUGGUUAAAGCAAUGAAGAAGGGGCCGGCUUUCUCAACUAAAGACCUUUUGCGACAGGAAAGAGAGAUUGAACGAUUGAAGCAACAUAUGAGUUUUGUUGAAAAAAGGCAACGCCAGCAAGCUGAGAUAGUCAAUAAACAACGUGAUCAACAAGAAAAAUUGCAACGGGAAAUGGGUCCACGACUGGAAAAAGAAAUGGAGGACCGGAAAUUGGGGAACAUGUUGAGUAGAGGGUAUAAUAAGGGAACUAAUGGGAUUGAAUUUGGCAAUGGACAUAGAUACCUUGAAAUGAUGGUGCAAAGGUCGAUGGGGGAAGUUUUGAAAGUUGAGAGAAAUGAAAUCAUAAAUGGUCCUUCUUCAUUUCAAAUUUAUGAAGAACGCCAAUCUCAAUUAUCUGCACAGUUGGAACAACAAGGCAGAAACUCUGAACGACCUUUUGACUUUGCUGCACAGCAAAAUCAAAACCAAAAUCAAUCAUUGACCCCGCAACCUUUCUUGCAGCUCAGUGCAGGUAAUGGACAGAGACCUUUGACAGAGACAUCAGAAAGACUUUUGCAACCGGGAUCUCCCCCAAGAGUUCAACCAGGCGCACCAGUGCCGCAAUCACAGAUACCCGUAUUGCGACAACAACAUGAAGGACCCUAUCAACAGUCCAAUGUGUUUGCAUCUCAACAAUAUGCAGACACGGAACCCAGAAGCCUGCUACAAUUGGUACCUAUAAAUCAGCAACAAAGCUUGACGGCAACUCAAGAACAUGGGAGACAGCCUGUGAUGCAACUAGUUUCAGUGACUCGACCACCACCACCAUCAUUUCAAAUACUAACACAGUCCGAAAUACGACCUUUUACGGAAUCAACACCAAUGCUUCAAAGGCCACCAAUGUCAGAGGUUAGGCCCAUAACUACAGUAGCAUCAGUUACUCAAGGGCAAGUUGGGUCAUCCUCAGAAAGGCCAUUUGAACCUGAACAUAGUUCCACCAAGCAAUCUGCACAAACAACAAGCUCUCAACAACAACCCGGGUCACUCGAAAGAAGAGAUUUCUCUACAAUGCAAUUAAUGCAUAGACCUCAGCAAUCACAAGAAUUGGGGACUAGACCUCCUACUCAAUUACCUUUAAAUACUUUAGGGCCCCAUAUUCAACCUGUAUUAGCACCUCAACAACUUUCUGAGCUUAGAAGUGGACCGACGUCGCAACAAGGACAACCUUCUCUAAACCAAUCCCAGCAAAACACUAGGCUUAGACAACCACCAUUGCCCCCUGCACUAGGACAUGCUCAUACAUGGCGGCUUCGUCAAAUGGAAAGAGAAGCAGAACAACAAGAGAGAGAAAAUGAACAUUUGCGUCGGCGGGAGCUGGACCGUCGUCGAAAUGAAAUGCAAAAUGAAUUGGAGUCGCAUCAACGCUCACUUCAUUUUCUACGCCGGCCAGCGCAAACUGUGCAAUGGAAUCCUAGAUUUUUCCAUAGCUUUUUUGGGCCACUUCGCGAAGGGGUUCGGUCUGCUCCUGCUAUUCAUAUGCAGAUGCAUACAUGCGAUGAAGCUUUAGGAGCUCUAUCCGGAGGAAUACGCGACUUACCUGCUGGCCCACCUAGACCAGGACAACGGCCACCAAACCCUCCAGGAACAGUGUCUCGAAACAAUGGUCCGGAUUCGCAGGAAUUGUGGUAUCCUCCCAUGUCGGACCAGAUUAUGGAAGAACGCCAGAGAUUAGGAUUUUAUUCUACACCUGUUUCACAAGCACAUGCUCAAGAACAGGCUCAGAAUCGGGCUCAAGAACAGGCUCAAGACCAGACACAGGAACAGACACAGGAACAAUCACAAGAAUCAGAACAGUCCCAUUCGCAGCCUGACUCACAACAUAAUCACCUUUAUUCAAGACCGUUGUCAAAUCCUCAGUCUCCUUUAAGCUUGAUACCAAUUAGCACACUUUUAGAUGACCCUUCUCCAACUCAGCAGUCUUCUAUUCCAAUUGCGUUACCUGCUUUAAGAUCUUUUUCUAGGCCUCAAUCUCCACUGAGUAUUAGCCCAAUGAGCCUUUCUCCUGCACAAACUGAACGUGCCAUAUACUCUACUCAUUCCAGUUAUACAGCUUCAAGACCAUUGUCAACCCCCCAAUCACCAUUAAGUUUAUACCCCUCUGAUACUUAUUCGAGACAAUCUCAAGAAACUUAUCAACAAUCAUUACCCUUUUCUCAACAAAGAUACCCAAUUGGGGCAUCAGGUUCAAGACCCUUGUCAGGACCCUUGUCAGGGCCUCAAAAUUCCAUACGUCUUCCACCUCUUAAUAUACCCUCAAGGCAAUUACCUUUAUCUACAAAUCAAUUUAGUCAAGGAUUUCCAGACACUCUUACUAUACAAUCACGACAAUCUUUUAUUCAGCCUGACCAGAGAUUUGAAGCAUCUAUUUCAGAACAUCCCAGGACUUCUACUACAAAUGAACAUAGUCAACAACAAGGGACAGCACCUCCUACUCCGCCGCUUCAGCCUGAUGUUUCCAAUCCACAAAUGCAACAGCUGCAGGAACAGGAACAGGAACAGUCCUCACCUGCUCAACCUUCUCUGACCACUUCUAAUCCACCACCUCCUGACCAAGCACCUGCACCUCUGCCACCUCCAAGACCGCCCCCUGUUGAUGGGCCUUCUGAGAGGACCCCAGAACUUAUGUUAAUGUCUUGGGAAAACAUGCACGAACUCCAAGUUUUGCUUCUUGAUUACUUUGGCGACCCCCCUCGGUACCGUGACCAAUUGGAAGCGUUACUUAACAGGAUCCGCACAAAUAUUGAAGAAAAUAUUUGGGACUAUCUUAACGCACCUUUUUAUAUACAAGAAAUGUUUACGAAUCGGCAAUGGCAAAUUUUAAAUAUUAUUGGUAAUCAAAUGGGAGAAAUGUUUGGAAUGCCUCCUGGAUAUGGAAGGUUUGUUACUAUAAAUGGGCUGAUUGUUGUAAUAAUUAUGAAUGAAGACUUUGAACAGGAUUUUGAAAAUGACUUUGAGGAAUUUUUACAAGAAUGGGGGGAAUUUGAAGAAGAGAUUGACACAGAAAUUGAGCAUAUUAGACGCAUAUUGGAAGGUGAAGAAACGGAUGACGAAGAAAUUGAGGAUUUAAUGGAUACCUUUGAUAUUAGUUCUAUUAGCUCUGAAGAAUUUGAGCUUGAACAAGAUGAUGAGGAUGAGGAUGAGGAUGAUAAUAGUGAUACCGAUUAA